CUCCCACCUCCCACCUCCCACCUUCUUCCUCCUUCCUCCCACCACCUGCCUCCUUCCUCCCCUCUCCGGUCUCUUUCCCCCAUCUCCUGCCUCCUGCCUCCUGCCUCCUGCCUCCUGCCUCCUGCCUCCUGCCUCCUGCCUCCUGCCUCCUGCCUCCUUCCUCCCGCCUCCUACCUCCUGCAUCUGAACAGAUACGGACCGCCUCCGGGUCCUCAAAGAUAGCAUGGCUUACACAAGGAAGCAAGUCGUGACUUGCAUCAGCAUCAUAUACAUCAUCUUUAGCACAGCCUUGUCUGGCUACGCCUCAUCCCGCCUCAACAGACUUUCAAUCCCCGUCUCCUCGUCGCUCUCCGGCUUCACGACCGCGCUCCCCAUCAUCGCCGGCCUGCUUCUCGAAGGCAGCUACGACCUCACUCGCCGACAAGAACGACGCCAUCGUCUGCCUCGUGGCGCCACGACCCGUCCCCCGCUUGUCAUUGUCGCCAACACCAUCAUCUUCAUAUACUCGACCGUCGUCAUCACCCUCCUCGGCACGCAUGCUGCCCCGCCUUCCGGGCUGAACUGCGGCCUCGAGGGACGGUGGAGAGAGCUGUUUAAACAAAAAGACAGUGAGGCUAUUCGGACGAUUCAGGAUGCCUUCAAAUGCUGCGGGCUCCUCAAUCCGCACGAUCAGGCCUGGCCAUUCCCGGACAAGACCCACAACGCCCAUGCUUGUGAGGAGGCGUUUGGAAGAACAAACGGAUGCCUUAAUGCAUGGAAGGGCGAGGAGCAGCGCGUGGCUGGCAUUCUAAUGGCUGUUGUGGGGCUGGUCUUUGUCUGGCAGUUCGCAAUCAUAAUAGUCUCCACUCGGCAAACCUCGUGGCUCCGCCGCAUCCUCCCUGGUCGCUUCUCCCCCAUGAUUGCUGACGAAGAACACGGCAGUCCUAAUGGCCAACGCCGCGCAAUCCAACAUCUUCCAGACUUCAACCGCUACUCCGACAACGCUGUCGCCGAAGUGGAUGACAGCGAGGAAGAAGGCGAACCCCAACGCGCAAUCGAGGCAAGUGACAGGGAUGUGGAGCCGAUUAGGAAAGCUGUGGCUGGUUCUGGAAAUGCAGAAGAACCACUGCAUUCUGCUACACAGAAUGAGUGGGCGAGGCAAUGAUGGAUCCAUGGCUACGCUGCAAAUUACGGUUCGGAAUCAGCGGAGCACGCUAAUGCAAGUACCAUGGGCUUAGCGGGAGGGUUCACAGGUAAUUAAAUGCGCUCGAGAGAAUGCCAUAACCCCUGACCUCUUUCCUUCCAAAAUAAUAUUGCUGGUAGAAUAAACUAUAGGUUUCUCAACCCCAAUGAUUCGGUAUCUUCUUUCUUUU
This is a messenger RNA of Lindgomyces ingoldianus, 1352 nucleotides long. RefSeq lists its product as uncharacterized. Gene Ontology annotation, cellular component: membrane. The record is from RefSeq and is a predicted model, not a curated record. NCBI's taxonomy places the organism in Eukaryota, Fungi, Ascomycota, Dothideomycetes, Pleosporales, Lindgomycetaceae. The coding region runs from base 224 to 1144 and encodes 306 amino acids. The transcript has 3 exons.